UGCAUGUGGAUCAACACCUCGGGUAUAAAUGUUGGAGCAGACCUUCAGGAGCACCAGUGGUCGUCAACAUCCACAGUUGACUCCUUGACGAACAACAGACGUCAUGAAGUUGUUGGUGCCUCUCUCACUGUUGGCCCUCGCCCUCGCCGUCACAGCUGCCAAUGAUGGCGUGAUGGUGUGCUACUACGGCUCUUGGGCCGUGUACAGGCCAGACAAGGGCAAGUUCGACGUAGAGGCCAUCGACCCAGCCAUCUGUACUCAUCUCAUCUUUGGUUUCGCUGGACUUUCUUAUGACAACAAGAUCAGGGUGUUGGAUCCCUUCAACGAGUUGUGUGAGAACUACGGCAAGUGCGCCUACAACAGGUUCACCGCCCUCAAGGAGCAAAACACUGAACUCAAAACCCUUCUGGCUGUAGGAGGAUGGAAUGAGGGCUCCCCCAAAUACUCUAAUAUGGCUGCAAGUCCUUCGUUAAGGAAGAGUUUUGUUGAUUCCUCUAUAGAGCUGUUGAAGGCCCACAACUUUGAUGGUCUGGACUUGGACUGGGAGUACCCGACCCAGCGUGGGGGGAAGCCUGAGGACAGGGUGAAUUACGUCACCCUUCUGUCAGACCUCAAUAAGGCGCUGCAUGCUAACAACAUGUUAUUGACGGCCGCUGUGUCCGCCGGUAAGCUCACCAUCGACCCAGCCUUUGACAUCCCAGGUGUGGCGCAGCAGGUAGACUGGAUCAACCUGAUGGCAUACGACCUGCAUGGUGCCUGGGACCCCUACACCCACCACCAGUCUGGCCUCUACCAGUACCCCGACGACACGGGAGAUAAUGUCUACCUCAACCAGGACUUUGCUGUGAAUUACUGGAUUGAUGGAGGAAUGCCAAGCACCAAGAUCGCCUUGGGUGUACCUCUGUAUGGUCGCUGCUGGAAGCUGAACUCUAACACAGAUGAGCAUGGCUACUACGCCCCCGCCAGCCAGCCAGGACCUGCAGGACCCUACACCAGGAGUCCAGGAUUUUUAGGCUACAAUGAGAUCUGUGAGUUCCAGAAGACAGAGAGUGACUGGGUGGUAGAGAUAGCACCAGGUAUGAACGAGCCCUACACCUACAGCUACAGCCAUGAGAGGAUCUGGUGCUCCUAUGAUGACCACGACUCCUGCGUGGUGAAGGCCAACUAUGCCAAGGGCAAGAACUUGGCCGGUAUGAUGAUCUGGAGUAUUGAGACUGACGACUUCUUGGGUGAGUGUCAUGACCGCAAAUUCGACCUCAUCAAGACCUUGAGGGAGACCUUCAGUGGUGAAAUAAUUCCAACACCGCCAACACCGCCAACCACCACUCGUGACCCGAGUGCACCUACCACCACCCCCACCACCACCCGCGCUACUCCUCGUCCUGAUAGUGUGUGUUCAGAGCCUGGCCCCAAUGCUGACCCUGAUAACUGCCACCACUACUACCUCUGCUCCCCGAAUGUUGACAACGGUUACGACGCUACAGAGGAAAUAUGUGCUGCAGGUACACUCUACAACCCUCAGGCCAAAUUCUGUGACUGGGCGUCUUCCGUGUGUGCCAUCGACAACAUCUGCCCCAAUGAUUGUCCUUAAACGUCUUCCCUCCUCCUGCCCUCACUUUAUCUAUCAUAGUGACACCUCCCACAACCUCUUUCCCCUUCCCUAGCUUGUCCCAUGUUAGACACCAUGACCUAAUCUUUCCCCGCCCCUGACCUUCAUAGGGGUCAUAACACCCUGAACCUUUUCCUCAUCCCUGAACAAAAGGUCUGAACUGGUUCUAGGUUUAUCAAGCUACAUCGACUUAGCCUCGCACAAGGUUGAUGCUCCUGGUUUCUUCCAUGACGUCUUAUUACUUUAAGAAAUAAAGUAUUUGGAGGAACUGAUGAAUAAAUGGCGGUUUUUAA
Molecule: messenger RNA, 1902 nt
Organism: Homarus americanus (American lobster)
Lineage: Eukaryota; Metazoa; Arthropoda; Malacostraca; Decapoda; Nephropidae
Product: acidic mammalian chitinase-like
Exons: 10
Coding region: 104-1591 (495 amino acids)
Biological process (GO): chitin catabolic process; carbohydrate metabolic process
Cellular component (GO): extracellular region
Molecular function (GO): chitinase activity; chitin binding
Source: RefSeq, a predicted model, not a curated record